Ceratina calcarata is the source of this 805-nucleotide messenger RNA. It is a transcript of the gene mRpS18B, whose product is annotated as mitochondrial ribosomal protein S18B. Gene Ontology annotation, cellular component: ribosome; mitochondrion. Gene Ontology annotation, molecular function: structural constituent of ribosome. The transcript has 5 exons. Bases 167 to 739 code for a protein of 190 amino acids. Lineage: Eukaryota; Metazoa; Arthropoda; Insecta; Hymenoptera; Apidae. Gene Ontology annotation, biological process: mitochondrial translation. The record is from RefSeq and is a predicted model, not a curated record.
AGUAGAAAAUAUACGUAUUAAGUAUUUAUUGUAGUAUUAAUUUCUUAAGUUUAUAACCAUUAAAGUAUAACAACUGUGCAAAAAGAAUUCCGGUUUUUCCUAUUCCAUAUUUCCACUAAUUGAGUAAUGCAACUUGGAAAAACUGGUAUAGAGAAGUAGGAAGAUAAUGGCAUUGAUCUUGAAUAAACUGCAGUUUGCUGCGUCAAUUAUUAGACCCAGCUUAACUUCGAGAGUUAUACCGGUGAAAUGUAUGCAUCCUACAAUUACGAAAUUGAACGAAGUAGAGCAGUCUGAUCAACUCGCCCUACAGCGAGCUCCUAUUUCGAAGGAUAGGACCACAAUAAUACCUGUGGAAGUCAGUAUAAGAUACCUGAAGAGUAGAGCUUAUAGGGAAACGUACGGUGAUGAUCCUGUUUGGAAGAUUUAUAGACGAAAUUUCAAAGGUCAAUUUCCACCAAAAAAAACACGGAAACUGUGCAUUAGGGGCGGUGUAAUAGAUACUGGCAGUCCGUGUCCAAUAUGCAGAGACGAAUAUUUAAUCCUUGAUUACCGUAAUAUUGAUUUGUUAAAACAGUUUAUCUCCGAACAUGAUGGGUCACUCUUAAGUUAUAAUUACACUAAUUUAUGUCAAAAAGCUUAUAAAGAUUUACGUGUUGCGGUAAUGAAAGCAAAGGAAUAUGGGUUGCUUACGUUUGAUGUCCCGUAUAUAUAUUAUGAUUAUACGAUAUGGAAUCAUUAAUACUUUAAUUUUCGAAUUGUAUUGAGAGGUUGAAGUAAUAAAUCAUUUGAAAUGGAUAAAAAAGAA